UUCGCUGUAGCUUUUAAGAGGCGCGCACAUUUCACUGCACGGCCAACAGACCAGCGGACAGGACCCACACAAUCUUAUUCUUUAAGGAGUGAUGUUUUUCGGGCAGGUCACAGGAGCUACUUGACCUCCACCAUGACGGACCGCUUCGACUGCUUCUACUGUCGCGACAACCUGCACGGCAAGAAGUACGUGAAGAAGGACGAUAAGCACGUGUGCACCAAGUGCUUCGACAAAGUCUGCGCCAACACCUGCGCAGAGUGCAGGCGACCCAUCGGCGCCGACGCCAAGGAGCUGCACCACAAGAACCGCUACUGGCAUGAGGACUGCUUCCGCUGCGCCAAGUGCUACAAGCCGCUGGCCAGCGAGUCCUUCUGCCCCCGCGACGACGGCAAGAUCAUGUGCGGCAAGUGCAGCUCCCGCGAGGACGGCAACCGGUGCCAGGGCUGCUACAAGGUGGUCAUGCCAGGAUCUAAGAACGUGGAGUACAAGAAGAAGCUGUGGCACGAGGAGUGUUUCACCUGCUUCGAGUGCAAGCAGCCAAUCCGCACACAGAGCUUCCUGACCAAGGGCGACGACAUCUUCUGCACCCCCUGCCAUGAAAAGAAGUUUGCCAAGAACUGCUUCCACUGCAAGCAGCCCAUCACCUCUGGAGGAAUCAGCUACCAGGAGCAGCCCUGGCACACAGAGUGUUUCGUGUGCCAAACCUGCCGCAAGCCACUGAGCGGCACUCGCUUCACCGCCCAUGAGAACGCCUACUACUGCGUGCAAUGCUACCGGAGCGACGUGGCCAAGAAGUGCCACGGUUGCAAGAACCCCAUCACAGGGUUCGGCCAUGGCACCAACGUGGUGAACUAUGAGGCCUUCUCCUGGCAUGAGUAUUGCUUCAACUGCAAGAAAUGCUCCCAUUCCUUGGCCAACAAGCGGUUUGUCAUGACCGGAGAGAACGUCUACUGCCUCAUCUGUGCUAAACUGUGAGAUGGCUUUGAAAGCAGGAUUAUGCCCCUAAAGAGAAUGGCAUUGAUGACUAAAAUGGAAACAUCAUUUCAAAGAGACGAAUCAGAGGGUAAAAACCAUUAGAGGUAUAAGUCUAGUUUAUCCGAUGACUCAGUGAAUCGAUAAAAUAAAUCGGUUCUGAAAAUAUUCGUUAGCUGCAGCCAUAUUUGACAACAUUAGAAAAAAAUACCACAUUUGAAUGCGUAAGGUCAUGCUUGAAUAUUUUCUAUGCACAUACUAACAUGCAGACAGCAUUUUAUAUCAGGAUAGGUGCUGCUUUCAAUAGGGGAAAUUCAUAAUGUUGUCUAUCCCUGCUUUACAUUAAUACAAGCUUUGAUGAAUACUUUUUUUUUUUUUGAAUGUGGUGCUUUUUUGGCAAGUGAUUUUCAAAUUGUAGCACUUAAAGCUGAAAUAUAAACAGCCCAUGUAUUCAAGACGUUUGAAGUGAAGUUAAAAAGAAAAUUCAUAAGAAUGAAUAAAGAUGGUGGCAAUCUCA
Molecule: messenger RNA, 1489 nt
Organism: Phycodurus eques (leafy seadragon)
Lineage: Eukaryota; Metazoa; Chordata; Actinopteri; Syngnathiformes; Syngnathidae
Gene: fhl1a
Product: four and a half LIM domains 1a
Exons: 6
Coding region: 133-975 (280 amino acids)
Biological process (GO): muscle organ development
Molecular function (GO): transmembrane transporter binding
Source: RefSeq, a predicted model, not a curated record